Molecule: messenger RNA, 1192 nt
Organism: Schistocerca cancellata (South American locust)
Lineage: Eukaryota; Metazoa; Arthropoda; Insecta; Orthoptera; Acrididae
Product: dipeptidase 1-like
Exons: 10
Coding region: 236-1192 (318 amino acids)
Biological process (GO): proteolysis
Molecular function (GO): metallodipeptidase activity
Source: RefSeq, a predicted model, not a curated record
CCCGCUGGCGCUGGAGCUGCGCUCCUCGCGGCUGCUGGAGGCCCGCCUGCAGGUGGUGCGCCGCAUCCUGCGCGAGGUGCCGCUCAUCGACGGGCACAACGACCUGCCGUGGAACCUGCGCAAGUUCCUGCACAACCAGCUGCGCGACUUCCGGUUCACGGACGACCUGCGCCAGGUGGAGCCCUGGAACAAGAGCCCCUGGUCGCACACCGACCUGCACCGCCUCAAGCAGGGCAUGGUCGGCGCCCAGUUCUGGUCGGCGUACGUGCCGUGCGGUUCCCAGUACCUGGACUCGGUGCAGCUGACGCUGGAGCAGAUCGACGUGAUCCGCCGCCUCGUCGACAAGUACCCGGCGCACAUGCAGCUCGUCACCACCGCGCAAGGUAUCGAGGAGGCGCACCGCGCCGGCAAGGUGGCCAGCCUGAUCGGCGUGGAGGGCGGCCACGCGCUGGGCAGCUCGCUGGCGGUGCUGCGCAUGUUCUACCAGCUGGGCGCGCGCUACCUCACGCUCACGCACGCCUGCAACACGCCUUGGGCAGACUCGUCACUGGUUGACGAACCGAGCGAGUCCGUGCCCGCAGACCACUCCAGCCGCGGGGGGCUCACCAGCUUCGGAAAGCUGGUGGUGCGCGAGAUGAACCGGCUGGGCAUGAUGGUGGACCUGUCGCACGUGUCGGCGCGCACCAUGGGCGACGCGCUCGACGUCACGCAGGCGCCCGUCAUCUUCUCGCACUCGUCCGCCCUCGCGCUCUGCAACUCGUCCCGCAACGUGCCCGACGACGUGCUGCGGAAGCUGGCCAUCAACGGCGGCAUCGUGAUGGUGAGCUUCUUCAACAACUUCCUCAGCUGUUCCGACAGCGCGUCGCUGCAUGACGUCAUCGCGCACAUCAACCACAUCCGCGCCGUUGCGGGUGUCAACCACGUGGGGUUGGGUGCCGGCUACGACGGCAUCAACCUGACGCCGGAGGGCCUGGAGGACGUGUCGCGGUACCCCCUGCUGCUGGCCGAGCUGGCCAGGGACCGCCUGUGGAGCGCCUCCGACAUCAAGAAGCUCGCCGGCGCCAACCUCGUCAGGGUCUUCCGGGAGGUCGAGAAGGUGCGUGCCGACUGGUCGGAGGGCGGCCCCACCGAGGACUGGAUCUCCAUGGAGGACCUGGACGGCAAGACGUACUGCCGCUACCCCGGCACCUGA